AUGUCAGCAAUGGACAUGUCGGGGAUGGCAUCGACCUUUUCGAGUAGCACCCGCGUCACGCUUUGGUUCACUGAAUGGACGACGACGACAACGGCGACCUAUGUGCUAACGAUCUUCUUCCUCUUUUCAUUGGGCAUCUUCAAUCGAUUCCUGAGUGCUUUCAAGAGCCAACUGGAGAGAAAAUGGAGGAUGCAACAGCAGGCCGAGAGCACAUCACAGUUCAUGCCCAACACGGAGAAGCUGGUCAACCACAGUGUUCGUGGCCAUGCACGGCAAUGGAGCCGUGCGCUGCGACAACAGCCUCUCGAACUGGAUGAUAAGGACAGGCAAGAGAUUGAGCCUUUGAGCCCAGUCGUACCACAACCAACUGCAGCGGAGGAGACUGGUAUUACACGGGGCUCUACGGCAUCACGUAAGACUUUCUGGGUGGCACAAGCACCCUGGAGCGCGAAGAAAGAUGGCAUAAGCGCUGCUUUGGAGUUUAGUCGCGCAUUGAUCGGCUACGUAUUAAUGCUUGCUGUUAUGACUUACAACAUCGGUUUCCUAUUCGCUGUCACGGGAAGCGUACUUCUCGGCGAGCUGGUAUUUGGGCGGUACACACGGGGUUCUGCAGGUCUAGCCGAGGAUGGCUGCCAUUCUUGA
Molecule: messenger RNA, 642 nt
Organism: Alternaria triticimaculans
Lineage: Eukaryota; Fungi; Ascomycota; Dothideomycetes; Pleosporales; Pleosporaceae
Exons: 2
Coding region: 1-642 (213 amino acids)
Biological process (GO): intracellular copper ion homeostasis; copper ion transmembrane transport
Cellular component (GO): plasma membrane
Molecular function (GO): copper ion transmembrane transporter activity
Source: RefSeq, a predicted model, not a curated record